AUGCUUGGGCGAAUUCCUGCCUCCCAAUGGGGUGGAAUGGCGGCGUCUUACUUCGGUCUUCAGGAGCACGAGAUUGAGGUUCCCGCCGCCAUUCGUGCGAUGAUUCGACGCGAGCCACCGCCACCUCCGCCUGGCUAUCCUCCUCCUCGUGGCUGA
Symbiodinium sp. CCMP2456 is the source of this 156-nucleotide messenger RNA. The record is from the annotation of a GenBank genome assembly. NCBI's taxonomy places the organism in Eukaryota, Dinophyceae, Suessiales, Symbiodiniaceae.